AUUUGCACCUUUAAACAGACCUGACCUGCAUUAUUAUAGUCAUCCAUGUGAGAAAAAUGUCUGCAACAUUCCUGUGCUGGAUUCCCCCCAGAAUGCAUCAGGGCCACCAGCUCAAAACGACCCAUCCGGCUAAAACAGAUGCAAGUAUUUUAGUGGGAGGCAGCGAGUCCUCUGCUGGCAGGCGCUCCCUGCAAUAUGUGGCCGUAAGAUGAAGUCACAAACAUUGCAACUGUAGUCGACUCCCACUCGCCGGGCAGCACAGACGGGGCAUUAUGUGGCCGAGUACCAGCUGGUACCACGGCUCCUCAUCCUCCUCCAGGACUUCAUUUGUUGCUGCCUCUGAAAUCGGGACAUGGAACUUAAAGUGGAGAGCAAACCUGCGAACGUUUUCCUCGGAUGCAUCGUCGCCGUCUGCUUUUCUACGGUCUGUUGGGCGGAGAGACUAUGCACGGUUCCCCCUGGUCCAGUGUCAGUGCCAGAGAACAACACAGCCGACGUGCAGGUGGUGAAGAUCGACUCCAGCAGCGAUGUGACUCUGAGCGUCACCGUGAACCCUGAAGAUCUGUUCUACCUGACCGGGGAUGCCCUGAUGGUGAAGAAAGGACUCGACUACGAGUUGUUGCAGAGUUCAACUCUGACAGUUUGGGUUCAGUGCAGCAGGACAGGCUCCAGAUCUGUGAACGAGUCUGUGGAGGUGUUGGUUGAAAACGUGAACGAUAAUCCUCCAAACUUUGCUCAGAGUCACUACGUGCUGGAGGUGAACGAGCUGACGGCAGUGAACUCCAGCGUGGGACUGAUCGAAGCUUCAGAUGUGGAUUCAGAGCCGCUGUACUAUCGCUUAGAGCCGGCAACAGAUAAAUAUUUCCGUCUUGAAAACAAAAACUCUCCAAAGAUAAUAGUUAAAAGCAUUCUGGACUACGAUGUCGUGCAGAAGAUCUCUCUGGUGUUACACGUGCAGGACACGCUGGAGGGCUCGGCCUCCAACGAGCCGUUCUUCACGGCGGUGGCGACCAUCACGGUGCAGGUGAAGGAUGUGGACAACCGGCCGCCGUGGUUCCAGCCGUGCCUGAGGACCAACCUGGGCAUCGCCAAGCUGUGUGUGAGCUCCGGGUACAGAGGGAAGGUCAACCUCACUGAGAAGGAGGACGGCCCGCUGGUGCUGGAGCCCGGCCCGGUGUUCGCCAAGGACGGAGACAAGAACCGCAGCGAGCAGAUCAGCUACAGGAUCCUGAGAGGAAACGAAGGAAAUAUUUUCCAGAUUGACGAGGAAACAGGAAACAUCUCCAUGGCCAAAGCUGCUGACAUCGUCGGCCCGAUAACUCUCACUGUCCUGGCGUCUCAGGUGACCAACAGGGACCAGUUCUCGGUGACGCAGGUGACCAUCGAGGUGAUGAAGAAGAGCAGGAACCCUCCUCGCUUCGAGAAGGAGCGAUACGAAGGAUUCAUCUACAGCAACUCAGUCCCCGAGAGCAUGAUCCUCCGAGACCGCAGCACCAAUAGACCCUUCAGGGUCCGAGCCCGGGACGAGGACUUCGCUGCUGGUCUGAAUCCAGAUGUGAAGUAUGAAGUUCAGUACAGCAGCUACGUCAACGUCACCUCAGACGGUUUCGUGAUCCUGAAGAGAGUCGUGAAGACAGAGUCCUUCGCACUGCAGCUCAGAGCUGUGGAUUCGACAACAGGAGAGUUUGGAACAGCUGCUCUCUCUGUUCAGGUCAUUCCAGCGGUGGCCAUCCCGUCCCCGUCUAACAUGGGCUACCGUCCGGGCGACAUGGCGCUGCUGGGUCUGGUCAUGGCGGCGCUGCUGGUGCUCUGCUUCAUCGUCAUUGGCUUCUUGAUUUCACGCUUGUGGAAAGGAAAUACUGGCAUGGACAAGAUCUGUGAGUGCCUGGGCCCCUACCUGAAGUCGGACCAGCCGCGCUCCGGCCACAGGGACUCCCUGCAGUACACCAACGACGGCUUCCAGAACGAGGCCGACGCCGGCCGCGGGGGAGGCCGGCGCUGGAACAACGCCGUCCCCAGACGGAGCACCUUCCCCCAGGGCCGGGGCCGCGUCAUCCCCCUGGAGAGACGCAGCCGCCACUGCUCCUCCUGCGGCGUCUACACCAACCACGUCCCCAAGGGGAGCCCGUCCGUGAGGCCGUCCAGGAGGGGCCGCGGGGACGGGGACGACUACGGCACGAGGUCCAUCCUCGCCAAGCAGAGGAGGAAGGAGGGCCAGAAGACCGUGUGGUUCAAGGAGAUCGAGGACUCCUCCGACAUCGAGGUGGAGAUUAUCCCGGACACUGUGGGCCGCGUGGAGGAGGAGACGGAGGAGGAGCUGGACAUGGAGGGGGUCGUCAGAGACCCGGCGGCCCCGCUGAGGGAGUCCGACGGCGAGCAGGAGAACACGGAGCCCGGCGAGGAGCAGGACCGGGAAAAUAACGGCUCAGAAAAGGAGAAGGGGGAGCAGGAGCAGGAGGGCUGA
Centropristis striata (black sea bass) is the source of this 2464-nucleotide messenger RNA. It is a transcript of the gene cdhr5a, whose product is annotated as cadherin-related family member 5a. Bases 353 to 2464 code for a protein of 703 amino acids. Gene Ontology annotation, molecular function: calcium ion binding; cadherin binding. Gene Ontology annotation, biological process: cell morphogenesis; multicellular organism development; adherens junction organization. The transcript is spliced from 14 exons. NCBI's taxonomy places the organism in Eukaryota, Metazoa, Chordata, Actinopteri, Perciformes, Serranidae. The record is from RefSeq and is a predicted model, not a curated record. Gene Ontology annotation, cellular component: adherens junction; catenin complex; membrane.